This is a messenger RNA of Diospyros lotus (date-plum), 1860 nucleotides long. RefSeq names its product transcription factor MYB24-like. The coding region runs from base 355 to 1353 and encodes 332 amino acids. The transcript has 3 exons. NCBI's taxonomy places the organism in Eukaryota, Viridiplantae, Streptophyta, Magnoliopsida, Ericales, Ebenaceae. The record is from RefSeq and is a predicted model, not a curated record.
UUGAAAGAAGCCAUUCUUGUCUUCACAGCUGCUGCUCUCAGUCUCAGAGGAGAGAUACGAAUAUUGCAGCAUUAAAAACACAAACCCUAGGUGGGUCCCUUUCUCCUCCGUUGUACGGAUCUCCUCAAUAAAUUCAUAACCUCAUUGUACUCCCCCUUUGAUAUCAUCCCUUUCCCAGGGCUACCUACGCCCCCCCGCCCCCCACUCUCUCUCUCUUUCUGUGGUUUAUAUAUAUUGUACGUACACAGAAACCAACGGUGAUCUUCCUCUGGCAAUGGGCAUGUAGUUGCAGACCUAUAGCUCCUCUGUUUGUGUGUGUGUAUGUGUGCGUGAGAGAGAGAGAGAGAGAAAGAGAUGGGGCAUCACAAAUGCUGCAGCAAGCAAAAGGUGAAGAGGGGGCUAUGGUCACCAGAGGAAGAUGAGAAGCUCAUCAACUACAUCUCUACCUACGGCGGCCAUGGUUGCUGGAGCUCAGUCCCCAGACUUGCAGGUCUGCAGAGAUGUGGAAAGAGCUGCAGAUUGAGAUGGAUAAAUUACCUUAGGCCUGACCUUAAACGAGGGAGCUUCUCUCAGCAAGAAGCAGCUCUCGUCGUUGAGCUCCACAGCAUUCUAGGAAACAGAUGGGCUCAGAUAGCCAAGCACCUGCCCGGAAGAACAGACAAUGAGGUGAAGAACUUUUGGAAUUCAAGCAUCAAGAAGAAGCUCCUCUCUCAUCAUCAUCAUGCUCUCUCUGGUCUGGCCACAUUUCCUAAUUUCACUUUCUCUCUAAAUGCAAACCCUAGUUUGAUCCCAUGUCCAGUAGGACAGAAAGACCAGGUUUACAAUCCAAACCCAUCAUCUUCGCUACUUCUUCAAGGCUUUGAUAUUAUCGAUCAUGGGGAAAUUCUUAAGAUGGACCAAAUGAUCAAUUUUGAUGCCAAUUUGGCUCCUAAUAUUCCUGAGCCUCCAAUCCCACUGCCUCUAGACCAAGCUUCGUAUAAUUACUUCUCAUGGCCUCUAAUGAACCAAAAUGUUCUUAAACAAGGGGAGAGCUUCAUACUCACCGAGGCUGCCAAUCCAUAUGAUUUGCCCAUUGUGCCAAAGCUCUGUGAGAUGAUCAACUGUGCCAUGCCAUCUUCAUCUCUCUCACAUGAAGUUGAUCCGAUUACAAGCCUUUCAUGUCUUCCAUCCGGGUCUAAUCCAGGUGAUCUGCACAUGCCAGCAGCCAACAGCAGAAUCGAGUACAUCAACGCGAUAAUGUCAUCGCUCCCAUCGUCGUCCUUGUCAUCCUCGUCGUCCUCGUCCUCAUUGUCACCAUUGCCAUCCAGCCAAUUUGCUGCGAACCCUAAUCUUCCCGCAAGCUUGGAGCCUUAGCUAGCUAGGCACCAUGCUUAUGUUUGGUGCUUAAUUUGGGCUAUAUAUAUAUGGUGGUUAGAUCAAUUAAUGCUGUGCAUUUAAUUGUGAAAAUUAAUGUUGAUUCUACUCAAGGAAAGCCCAACCCAACUCCUCCUAUAUGGAGAUUGUUGAAAAGUCUAUAUGUUGUUAGUAGGAGGAUAUGGUACUGCAAUGAGGAAGAAUCCUUUGUGUUACUGGAGAGGUGGAGCUUGUAAGCUUAAUUAAAUGCAUGUCCCUUAUUUUCCUUUGUAUCUAAGUACUCUAUAUUCUGCGCUCUCUCUCUCUCUCUCUCUCUCUCUCUCAAGUUGCCUUUGGGUGGUGGGGACACUGUCAUGCACUUUGGAUUCAAGUUGGGAAGGUGUUAGGGACAGAGGGAUCUUACUGUUUUGAAGCAAAGUAGCUGCAGUCUGAGCACAAGUAUCUCUAAUCAAGCUAAGGAGGGAGAAGGAAAAUGAGCAAAAAUCAUGGCAACUUAAAGCCAAGAUC